GCACGCCAUUAUAGGUGUAGCAUUCCACACAAUUUAAUGGCUCUUGCACCCAGAUCGCGACUCUGCCCCUGCUGAGCCUGCUCCCUCGUAUUCACUAACAAACGGAAUCACUUUACUCAAAGGCCAUGAUCAAAUAUUUUUCGCAGUAUUCUCCUAUUGAUUUUGUCGACGACGAGAACCUAUCUGGUGGUGCAGAAAGGUUCGGUACGAAAUCUCGUCCCAAGUCACGUACUCGUCGCCUGUGGUUGUCCCAUGGCGUACUUAUUUGCACAUCGAUUCUCUCUUUUGCGCUAUGGAUGCGUACACCUUCGACUGAGCUGCUCAACGACAUUCCCAGUAUAUACUCUCCAGCAAGUGUUGCUGUUGAGCCCGUCACUCUAAGGGUAAACGGAUCCUUCGAGUUUCCUUCUAUCUAUCGUGGCCCCCCUUCCCCAGAAAUUGACGCCACUUGGAAUAGGAUAACUCGUGAUGUGGGACCAACUCGAAUGACCCGUGAGGAGAUGCUCAAAGCAGGCACAACUUUGACAGAAUUGCGCUCGAAAGUCAGAUAUCCGGACAAAGUUGGUGGGGGGUACAUGGCCUCUAUGGAAGUCAUCCACCAAUUGCAUUGUGUGAACUUGAUCCGCGAAGCCUCCUGGUUUGAGCAUUACUCGGCGUCUACAGAUCGUUCAUUCCAAUUCCCUCCGGACGUAAUCCGUCUGCAUAUUGAUCACUGCAUCGAAAUGUUAAGGCAGAAUAUUAUGUGCAAUGCCGACACGACGAUGAUGACAUGGCACUGGGUGCAGGGACGUGAAUACCCUCAUGCUAACUUCAACACCCGUCAUCAAUGCAGGAAAUUCGAGAAAAUUAUGGAUUGGUCUACCGAACACGCUAUUCACAUCGAUGAAUCCGAGGUUAUUCGCUUCGAAGAUACGAUUGACCUCCCCAAACCACAUCGUGAUGCAUGAAGAGGAUCACACUGCUUGCCUGCUUGCUCACCCCUCUUGUUCAGGAAUACCAUGGGAGGAUGGCGGUUAUUGGUACUUUGGAAGAACUGUCGCAUUGAGAGUUUAUGAAACGAGCAGGAUAUAGAUUUAUGUGAUCCAGAACGUCAGAAAAGCUUGGAUAUCUAGGCCAAAGGACAAGAAUGAUGCAGCAGAAACGCUUCCUAGACACUUGCUCCCGGAUCAUUCUGUUUCCCAAAGCUACUAAACACACUAGUCGUCGCUGAUCAAUAAUUGAUGUGCGCCAUUGCCUGCUACCCUGGUGCUCUCAACAAAUUCUCACCCAAUGGUGGUUCUCGAGUAGAUCACGAUGUGA
This is a messenger RNA of Suillus discolor, 1299 nucleotides long. RefSeq lists its product as uncharacterized. Gene Ontology annotation, biological process: mycotoxin biosynthetic process. The coding region runs from base 126 to 947 and encodes 273 amino acids. NCBI's taxonomy places the organism in Eukaryota, Fungi, Basidiomycota, Agaricomycetes, Boletales, Suillaceae. The transcript is spliced from 5 exons. The record is from RefSeq and is a predicted model, not a curated record.